GCCUGCCGCGCAGGCACAGCUGCCCCGGCAGCAAGGGCGCCCCGCGCCCAGACCGGGGAGCGCCGCCGCCGCCGCGCUACGCGGCAGCGCAGUCAGGCCGCCUAGGGGCACACGCACUGAUUUGAAUUUGUUUGUGAAAAAUUAGUAGCAAUGCGGACAUACUGAGGAUUUUUUUCUGAAGAAGAGUGGCGGUGCCACUACUGAUUUGAAAUCUGUCUUGCAAAGAGCUGAUGCAAACAAAAAACCUCCUGUCAGGUUGUUACUCCGUCUUCCAGUAGAAGUUACAUGCAGAUUGUGUAUUCGAAAGAGAUGCAUUUCCCCCAACAUUAUUGUGGAGACUUUGGCAUCUGCGUUUGGACUUAGUGGACUUUUUGGAUGGCUGUGAUUGAAUAGAUUAUGAAGGAGAUGCUCUCAAAUAGACUCGCUCCAUUCAUUUCCAAGUGUUGUAUUUCUAGCCUUCGGACAUCCUCACCGUCUUCAUUCUUCUCCUCACUGCCCCCAAUACAACCAUGGUUAUUUAUCGGUCUUGGCAACCCUGGAGAGAAGUACCAAUCCACCAGGCACAAUGUGGGGUUUGAUAUGAUAGAUGCAUUUGCACAGUCUCAGGGUAUACCGCUGACUACACAUUACUUCAAAGCACUAUUUGGUGAAGGUAUGGUUGAUGGGGUACCUGUUCUUCUUGCCAAGCCUCAGACUUAUAUGAAUCUCAGUGGAGAAUCUGUUGGUCCACUUGCUGCCUAUUAUAAACUGCCACUUAAUCGUGUCUUGGUGGCAUUUGAUGACAUGGACUUACCAUGUGGAGUUCUCCGUUUACAGCCAAAAGGAGGUUUUGGACGGCACAAUGGGUUGAGGAGUGUGAUAUACCACUUUCGCAGGAACCAAGAAUUUUGCCGAUUAAGAAUUGGAAUUGGACGGCCACCUGGCCAGAUGGAUCCUAAAGCUUUUGUUCUUCAGAAGUUUAAUAGGACUAGUCGUGAACGGAUUGAUUUAGCCAUAAAAGAGGGAGUCGAUAUUCUGAAGAUGGUGGCCACCAAGGGUUUGGCAGAGGCAGCAAGAUUGUCAAACACAGAUCAGAAGUAUAAGCAUCUGAGAUCACAUGAUCUUCAAGACUAAAAAUGACUAGACUCUGCUUAUCUAGUGAGCUGGUCUUUCAGCACACCUCUUGAUGCCCCUCAUGCUCUCCCAGUACCUCGGUUCGAUGGCUGGUCUGAGAAUCUAGUACACCCAAGUGUUCUCCCUGAUAUCCUCUGCAGGAUACAUCUCUUCGGUGCUGGAUAUGGAGUUUUUGAUGUUUCUCUAUGGUAAAUUUCAGUUGACUCGGCAGUUGUCGAUGUUGAACUGGAAGUUGAUGAUUCAAGGUCAAAGCUUCUGAUUUAGUGAGAAGGAAGCAUCUUUUGAGGAGUCAACACUUAGCCAUACAAUGCCUUGAACUAGUUUUGUUCAUGUUGGGGAAAUCAUAAUAUUUCCGUAAUAACAUUUGGUGUGGACAUUGGACCAAUCUAUAUUUGUCAAGUAUGAUUUUCUUGCA
Panicum virgatum (switchgrass) is the source of this 1528-nucleotide messenger RNA. RefSeq names its product peptidyl-tRNA hydrolase, mitochondrial. The transcript has 9 exons. Lineage: Eukaryota; Viridiplantae; Streptophyta; Magnoliopsida; Poales; Poaceae. Bases 397 to 1113 code for a protein of 238 amino acids. The record is from RefSeq and is a predicted model, not a curated record. Gene Ontology annotation, molecular function: peptidyl-tRNA hydrolase activity.